Molecule: messenger RNA, 5522 nt
Organism: Lymnaea stagnalis (great pond snail)
Lineage: Eukaryota; Metazoa; Mollusca; Gastropoda; Lymnaeidae
Source: the annotation of a GenBank genome assembly
AAUUCUAAGCGUUUGGAAAUGGAAGCAUGUUGGCAGUUGGAAAUAUAAAUGAAAAAUUUUUUUAUUGGGUUCAAUGAAAUUAUGCGGAUAUAGAAUGUAGAUAAAGAAGUGAUUUUGCUUAUUUAUUGCUUCUCCGGGUGCCCGCACAUCGCGGUAGGUUCGAAAUUUGAUAUCAUUUUGCAUCGCCAAUUUGUAUUAUUUAGAUAAAUUUUGGGUAAAUUUAUGCAGAUGGAGGCUGAAUUUACCGCCCGUUUUUGGAUUCGUCUGGAAUUUCAGGGCGCCAGGAGUGUGACGGAUUGGGUCAUGAGUGAUGGUCUCAUUGCAGACCGGUACGAAUGUCCUGUUUGUAAGAAAAGGGCAUGAAAUUGUGGGGGGCAUGAAAUUGUGCGCAAAAGCGGGUGUUUCAGAUGGGUUUGCAUGGAGAUGUCGCGACAAAAGCCAUGACAGUAUUAUUCGUAGUAUAAGGAAGGGAUCUUGGUUUAGUGACAGUAAAUUGACAUUUAGUGACAUUCUAUUAUUGACACACUUUUGGGUUAAAAAACUGCCUUUGGGAAAUAUUGCAACAGAAGUAGGUGUUAAUCGCAGUACAGUAACCGACUGGGUGAGCCUUUGUCGCGAGGUCUGUGUGGAAGCAUGUGUUUUGUCUAGUGAGAGCUUAGGCGGAGUGGGUAAAAUUGUGGAGAUUGACGAAUUCAAAUUCGGCAAGCGAAAGUAUCAUAGAGGCAAACGGGUAGAAGGAAAAUGGGUGUUUGGUGGGAUCGAAAGAGGAUCAAACAAAUCCUUUUUCAGGGUUGUUGAGAAAGGUGGUAAAGACGUCCUCCUGGCAAUAAUUAAGGAAUUUGUGCAGCCAGGGACCACGAUCAUUUCUGAUUGUUUGGGGUCUUACGACUGUUUAUGGGACAAAGGGUUUCACCACCUGACAGUGAACCAUUCAAUUGAGUUCAAACACUCUGAAAUGGGCGCGCACACCAACACCAUAGAGGGCACUUGGAGUGCAAUUAAAAGAUCUCUGUCCACGAGAACCUGUCCUGGGGAGGAGCAGUUCAACUCAUAUUUAUUUGAAUAUAUGUGGCGACGCUCGUAUGGGAGUAAAGAUCAGAUGCGAGAGUUUUUAAAUGUCAUAAAAAUUGUAUAUCCUCUCCAAUUACGAGAUUCAGAUUCAUGAGAGUCAUUGAGAGUGAGUAAACUUUUUUAUAAUUUGAAAAUUUCAUUUAUUUUUGUUGUUAAAAGUGUUUCUUGGCCAUACGUUUAGGGUUCAGGUUCUUUAACAAAGAAAUGACAGCAAACCACACUUUUUCCUAAAGCAUAUGCAAUGUUUACAAAUGUGGACAAAAAGUUGAACGAGGUGCACAUAACUCUGCAAGGAAAUGACACUAGCAAAAAACUGAUUUAUCCAAGUACCUAGGUUAGGUUUAGGGUUCUGUUUAGGGAUAGAUUUAGGGUUCAGAUUUAGUCGCCAUCUUGGUUGAGAAGACCAGUUAAUUCUGUCACUAAAUCUAAGUAAAUGUAUACCUAAACUCAACCCUAAAUGUAUCCCUAAACCUAACCUGAACCCUAAUUCAUGGCAACUUUAAUAAACAUUGAAAAGACGUUUUGGCAUCCACAACUAGCAUUAGCCUUUCUAAGUAUUAGGGAUACAUUUAAAAUAAAAGUGGUUGCGUGCACCGUGGAGAUGUACCUAGCAAAACCAUGGACCUAGGCCUGAGUAAACUGUGGCGGUGUACCUAGCAAAACCAUGGACUUUGGCCUGCGUACACCGUGGAAAAAAUGUACCAUUGGAUUGGCUGGUUUUAAGAUAUGCCUGUUAGAUAAGAUCUUGUGGUAGAGUAGACCCUUGGCGAUGUUAUAUUUUGUGAUCAAUUCCCAGUAGGGGAUCGAGCUUUUAUAUAUUUUUUCCAUUUUAAUUAAAAAUAUUUUAUAUUUAAAUUAUUAUGUUCCUUCGCAACAGUAGUUUCAUGAGAGGUUUUUAAAUAUUUUGUAGCAAUUUAAACAUUUUAAAUAUAUGUAACAUUCAGAUUGUUAGUGUUUUAACAAGUUGUACCGGCCUUAGACUCAACUUUGACUUUGAAAUACCGGUAAUAAGACAUUAUAAAACAAACUGAAAGCGCAUGUAUAGUGUAUGUAACAUAAAUAUGAGAACCAUUUAGGGUUCAGGUUAGGUUUAGGGAUGGGGGCCUUGAAACAAAAAAAAUUUGCAUCAAAAGUUGCAUGUCUUGUUAAUUUUAAAAAAUUAUUUGUUAUUUGAAUUUUUCGCUUCUUCCAAAAAAAUUUUUCUUUGAUUUUACAUUUUUAUGUUUUUUUUGUGGUGUUUUUUUUUCUUUUCCAUAUUCAUGUAGAAUCGUUUAUUUGAAAUAACACAUUCUCCUAUAACAUCUCCCCUUUUUUAUAAAAUGUUUUUUGCACUCCUUUUUUUUAGUUGGCCACCAUCUUGUUUGACAUUACCCCAUGACCCUUCAUGGGUCGUGUCAACCAAGGUGGCGGACAUGUGAAAAAAUACGGUGCCAUCUCAAUGCAUUUACCAGAAUAAAGUUACUUAUAAAGGUAUUAGUAUUUAUUAAUUAUUAAAUUAAGCCUUCGAUCUGAACCGUCUUACUUUGACACUAAACCACGCUUCAGAAGCCGCUGUAGGACCUGUCCCUUUACACUCCAAACUGAAAGCAUUAGCCCCCCUAAAGGUACCUUUACCAUUAAAGAGGGUUUCACAUGCAUCAGCUGUAAUGUGAUAUAAGCAAAUGUGUCCCGUAGAUGCCAAUCUAGUUAGUUUGGUGAAACUGGGAGAAGAUUGGCUGAUAGGUUGACUAAUUUAAAUAAAGUUUAUUUAGGCCUAUGUAACUAUGAUAUGCCUAUGUUUAGACUUAGAGGACUUAGGCCCUAAAAAUACAAAAUGUAAUUUAUAAAUAAUUUAGAGGCCCUAAAAUAUUACUAUAUUAGGCUACACUAUAUAUAACUUUUUUUUUGUAUAUUUUAUUACACCACCUUAGUUUAGUCCCAAUAAUAAUUUAUAAUUUUGUUUUUUUUCAGCCAAAGCCCUUAAUGUUUAAGUAGUUGAAGAAUUAUGUCAAACUCAGUUAAAAAAUUUUGCUCCUGGCCAAAAGUAUUCCUUUUUGGAGACUCCAUUACCCAGGUAGCGUGUUCUGAAAUUCAAAAUAAGUUAAAUAAGAAAGAGUCUUUUUAUUACCAUGCAGUAAAAUUAAAACAUAGAGUUAAUUUUAAUAUUUUAAUUACAAUUUGUUAAUUUCUGCCUCAAAUAUAUCUAAGGAGUCCACUGCAUAUAAAUUUUUAUUAUCUGUUGUGAUUAUACAAUAUACAGAUUAAACUAUACAAGCCUGUAAAAAUUACUAUAGCUCGUAACUUCUAAUUAAAAUAGUACAUCAACACUCAAGUUAUUCAUACAAUUAUUUUUCUACCACCUUUACGCAGUGGGGGUGUUCCUGUUAUAAAUGCUAAUUAUCUACCUUUACAGUUCCUUUUUCAAUGUUUCAGUUCAGCUUCAGCAAAGCAGGAUGUUGGGGUUCAUUGAUUAGUGAUUACUUACAGAGGUGAGCUAAUGAACAAACCUUUCGUUUUCCUCUUUUAUUUUUUACCCAGUGGUGGUUGCAUAAAUCAGAGUGGUGGUUGCAUAAAUCAUCGAAAAAAUGAUGUAAGUUCUAUUUAUAUACACUGAUAAAUUUUAUAGUUAUGAAUUAUCCAUGUUUGUCAUUUUAGAAAAUGUGAUGUGAUUUCAAGAGGAUUUUCUGGCUAUAACACUCGUUGGUGCAAUAUCAUCCUGCCAUCAGUUUUGGAUGCUGCCAUUGCCAAGGAAACAGUUGCCAUGACAGUAUUUCUAGGGGCCAAUGAUUCCACAGAACCUGAUCUAAAUCCAAGACAACAUGUUCCACUUGAAGAAUACAAGCAAAACUUGAAGGACAUCAUUAACUUUGCUAUGGUACAGACAGAUGAGAUAAUAUAGUGUAUAUAAGAUAACUUUGUUUAAUAUAAAUUACCAGUUUUGCAAUUCUUUUUUUUUUUUUUGGUGAAUGUGCAGAAGUUGGAAAUGAGACAUACACAUAAUGUCUUUUGUUUAUUUCAAAUUUAUUUGUACCGGUACUUUUUUCUUUCAUCACAGUCCCAAGGAAUCAGUAGAGAGAAAAUUAUCCUGAUUUCACCACCUGCAUUUCACGCAGAUUCCUGGGCUGUUAUAUGUAAACAGAGAGGUGAGCUUAUGGCUGGGCAGAUACUUUUCUCGUGGCCACCUCAAAGGUCAUAUUGGUAAUCAUGAGUGAAAAACAUACAUUUUUUAUAAAUGUUUUCUGUACCUACGGUAUUUCAAAGUAUUAGUUGCCUCACCAGCAAUAAGUGGUUAUUUAAGAUGUAAUAAAUGUUUGAUUUAUAAAGGUAAAGUCUUGAGUAAGAACAAUGAAAACACAGAGAUCUAUGCACAAGCUUGCUGCCAAGUUGCCGAUGAAAUGGGGACUAAGAAAGUUGAUCUUUACUCUGAGAUGAUGAAGACUGAGGUAUGCUGUCCCAGUUGAAUCAUAAUUUCUACGUUGCUAAUUUUGGAUGAUGCUAUUUUGAAGCAUGUUGAUCAGACCAACCGCUAUUGUAUGUGACAAUAUCUACAUGUUGCAUAUUAACAACAGUAUUAAUUCUGGCGCUUAUCUGGUCUGAAUAUUGAAAAUUAAAAAUGUUAUUUUAAAGCUGCAUUCACUACUUUUUAAUAAUCUAAAUACAUGUUUUAUUAACUAUGAAAAUAUUUGUACUAUUUUUGUAAGGUAUCAAAAUACUUUUGUUGUGUAAUUCCUGUUAGUGUGAAAAAUGUGUUUUGCAGGAUUUCACUGUGCUUCUUGAUGAUGGUCUUCACCUGUCUGAGAAAGGCAGCCAGCUGUUGUUUGAUAAACUACAGCCUAUCAUUGAAAAGCUUACUGCUCAUCUACCUGCAGCUUGGUUCCCAUUCCAUGAUCAAGUGGACUUGGAGCAUUUAGAAAAGUCUUUGUUGAGCUUCUAAAUCAUAGGUUUAUCGCAUUGAACUUGAAAAAUAGUUCUUGAAAAGAUUUUUUUGACACUCGGCUAAUUAAUUAAAUAUUAAACAAAUUAAAGAAUUAGAAGAAAAGACUGUUUAACUGUUAUUUUCCUUUUGGCAAGUGUUGAAGUUGAUCAUAAAGUGAGCACAAUAAAGAAAUGAGGUUAUAAUAUGUACAAUUGAUUAUUUUUACGUUCACUGUGUGGUGAUAAUUCUGUGUAUAUUUAAAAAUGACAAGAAGACUGACUUUGUAUCUUGUUCCUGAAAAGACCUGAUACUAUUGUAUUUGCAUGCUCUUUUUGUUAUAACUGAAUGAGGCAGUGAUUUUGUGUUAUGCCAAUUCCACAUAUAGCAGCCAACGCUAAUUACUACGGUAUUUUUACAUAAAUCAUCAGUCUGGUGAGUUAAUUAUAUUUAAAAAUUAGAAAACUAAUUACUUUUGAAGGAAAUAAAAUAUUUUCUAUCCACAUGAUUUGAGUUAAUACUGUUAUUCUUUUUAAUUUUGUAACAUCCUUAGUGGGGU